Cyprinus carpio (common carp) is the source of this 1977-nucleotide messenger RNA. Its product is annotated as basigin. Gene Ontology annotation, biological process: cell-cell adhesion. Gene Ontology annotation, molecular function: cell adhesion molecule binding. Gene Ontology annotation, cellular component: cell-cell junction. Lineage: Eukaryota; Metazoa; Chordata; Actinopteri; Cypriniformes; Cyprinidae. The record is from RefSeq and is a predicted model, not a curated record.
UACGCGUUCUCGAGUGCGCUCAGAACAAGUAGAGGACGACGAGGCAUCAUCGAGUGCUCUGGAAAGAGGCCCGAUAUUUAUAUUGUUACGUAUUUAAAAAUAUUUAAUCAUGAGAAGGAAGCUGUUUGGCGUAGUUCUCGCUGUUUGUAUCGGCUGGUUCCAAGCCGGGGCUCUGACAGAUGCAGCCAUCACGACCAGUCCAGAGGUGAACGGCCAGAACCAGACCUCUGCCACGCUCAGCUGCAACCUUACCAACCCUACUUUUCCUGUCAAAGGCCACUAUUGGACCAAUAAUGGCAAGAUCAUUGACAAGUCCGAAACAAACAGUGAUGAACUUUACAUUGAACAUGAAAUUAAAAAGGUUGAUUACCACUCUGCUGGACUAUAUGCAUGUGUCUUCCUAACAGAACCUCAGGUUAAUGCGACCAUUGAAGUUAAAGUGCCCCCACAUGUAGUCGCCUACAAACGCUCUGAAAAUGCUAAUGAAAAAGACAAGGCUGUCCUAACAUGUAUGAGCCAAGGAUACCCCCUGCCUACUGACUGGACUUGGUACAAGCUCAAAGAUGAUGAAAGUGUUGAGACAGCCAUUGUCAAUGGAUCUGAUGUCAAGUAUGAGAUGAAGAACACCCCCAACAAGACCAUGCUGUAUGUGAAAGAUCUGGACAUCAACAGUGACAUGGGCAUGUACCAGUGCCAAGGCACCAAUCAAAUGGGAUCAGACAGCGAUAAGAUUCAGCUGCGCGUGCGUAGCCAACUGGCUGCCCUUUGGCCAUUCCUCGGAAUUGUUGCAGAGGUCAUUAUCCUCAUCGCCAUCAUCUUCAUCUACGAGAAGAGGAGAAAGCCAGACGAGAUCAAUGAUGAUGACGACUCAGGAUCUGCACCACUGAAGAGCAACGCUGCUACGAACCACAAAGACAAAAAUGUCCGGCAAAGGAACUCCAACUGAGAAAGGAGAAAAGGUGUCUUGACUACUGUUGAAGAUAAUAUGGAUCAUUGAGUUGCUGAGAAGCACAUUAUAGUGCAGACUGCGAAUUCUUAACCUUCUGCUUGAGUGUAAAUGUCUUGAGAUCUGAAUUUUCCUUUUCCUUUUAUUCCUAUUCGUAUUGUGCUGCCUGCAGAUGUUUUUAAAUUUGGGGGGAGGGGGAAACUGCAUGAUUCUAUUCUUGCUGUAGAAGUGUGUUUAGUCAAUCUUUUAAUGUGGGAAUGAACUUUUUUUUUUUUUUUUUUUUUUUUUUUUUUUUUUUUUGUCUUCCUGGUUUCUCUCACUGUUCCUCAUGAGUGUGUGCACCUUUAGCUUUCUGAAAUGUCUACCGAUUGUAAUUGAAUCACUGUUCGGCCGCAUGAGAAUUUAAUCAUGUUCAGUAUAUACAAAAACACUGAAUCAAGUUUUUAUGACAGCAGUCUCUUUUGGCAGUCGUUUUCCUUUCUGCAAGCCUUAAUGUUUAGCCACUGUAUUGUACAUGCUAUUUUUAAUUAUUGAAAUAAUUUAAACUAACAACUUUUAUGUGCGGUACUCAUAUCGUUGCUGCACAUUAAAGUGCACUAUAUCAUGUGGAUGGUCAAAUGACACUUUUUGUCAAGCUAAUUUUGAAGUUACUAAUGUAGUUUCUAAGGAUAACUUUUAGGAUUCCUCCUGCCUAACCUUUAAGGACCAAGUGCUAGUACAGUGUGUCACUUGCUGUUUGCACAAUCCGUUAUAAUUGUUUCCUAAAUUCUAACAUGGAGGACAAUGACAUGGUUAUACAUAUUUAGGUAAUGUGAGUGAAGGUGGGGUUUUCGUGAAGGAUUUUGCUUAAAUGGUUCUCUCCUAUUGACAGUCAUACUUGCAUUGUAAAACAUUGCAUAGUAUAGUAUGUGUGCCAUUUCCAAGUUAAAAGAUGCGUAAAAUUUAAGACCUUGUUCUUAGAUUCAUAGGAAAUCUCAUACACUGUCAACUGUACUGAUUUGCACAAUCUGAAUAAAGUUAUUUGAUUUUAA